Musa acuminata subsp. malaccensis (wild Malaysian banana) is the source of this 1716-nucleotide messenger RNA. RefSeq names its product probable inactive poly [ADP-ribose] polymerase SRO3. NCBI's taxonomy places the organism in Eukaryota, Viridiplantae, Streptophyta, Magnoliopsida, Zingiberales, Musaceae. The record is from RefSeq and is a predicted model, not a curated record. Gene Ontology annotation, molecular function: NAD+ poly-ADP-ribosyltransferase activity.
CUCACGCGCCCGUUCGCUCCGCUGCGGCUUCUUCGCCCCAUCGAUGGAUCUAUCGAACCCUCGCUUCUCGACUGCGACAAGGUUGGCCGCCGACGUUGAGCCCGCGCCCACAGAUAUGGCGUCUGCGGCGAUCUUGUUACGGCAAUCGAGCAGUUUGACGAUCCGGGAGUUCAAGAACUACAAGAAGAGCGCCGCCCCGUCGAGGUUCUUGUUCUUCCGAGACGGCUCGUGGGCCGACUUCCCUCCGGCGGUGUUCGACGCCCUCCGGGAGGGAUUCGUCGCCGGGAAGACCGCCUUCGAACUGACAGUCGAAGGGCGCCCCUACUUCUUCGAUGUCCUCGAGAUGUUGCAGGUCGAUCUGGAGACCGGCACGGUGAACUCCAUCGCCUGGAUCGAUGUCCACGGUCGAUGCUUCUUCCCGGCCGUGGGUGUCGACGAGCGGAGUAUCUCAGCCCUGCCCAAUCCAGAACCAGAGAUUGAAUGCAAUCCGGUCGGGUUUUGGCAAGAACAGAGUGGCGAAAGCAGUGGCGAAAGCAGCGACGAAACCUCCGCGACCUCUAGUUUGGACCAACCGAGGUGGCCCGGAGCGGAGGCAGUGAGGGAUGGGGACAAGUACUUCAAGAUCGUAGAGAAGUUGUUCCUUUCGGGCUUUCGGCGAUUCGCCCCCAACACCAUCGUCACUUCGAUCCACAAGUGCUCGCAAUCCGGUCCCCUCCGCGCUUCCCGGUUGAAAACCUUUCGGAUGCAUGUGGAAAUGACUAAAGCCGCCCGCGGCGACGCCAACGUGAGAUUUGGCUGGUACGGAGCGUCGGCGACGGAAAUGGCGACCAUCGUUUCCCACGGCUUCGGGCAGCCCAACAACAGGAGCCUGGCUUCGGGCGCCCGCGGCGUCGGCGUCCACCUCUCCGAGCCACAUUCGCCAUACUUGAGUUCUCUGUCGACGGACGCCGACGCCAGCGGCGAACGGCACAUGGUGCUGUGCCGGGUGAUCGUGGGGAGGCCCGAGAUGGUGGAGGAAGGGUCGGUCCAGUAUCACCCCAGCAGCGAGGAGUUCGAUAGCGGCGUCGACGACAUCGCACAUCCGACAUGGUAUGUGGUGUGGAGCACCCACAUGAACACACACAUACUCCCCGAGUCUAUUGUGAGCUACAAGCCCUCAACAACGCAGCCUCAAGGUCCUCCGCAGUCGGUGAAUUCGGCAAGAAAUCCUGCUUUAGACAUCUCGAUUCCUCGGCUGCUGGAAGAGUUGGGGCGGUGUCUUCCAGCCUCGUCGACAGCACCUUUGCAGAUGAUCUUUAAGCAGUACAUGGGAAGGAAGAUGAGCAAGAAAACUUUUUUCAGAUGCAUUAGGUCGAUAACGGGUGACGAAGUACUGAUUUCUACAAUCAAGAGAAUGAGAGGGCAUUAGGUCUAUAACGGGUGACAAAGUACUGAUUUCUACAAUCAAGAGAACGAGAGGAUACUGAUGUCAAUCAAACAAUAAGCUUCAGCUUUGCAUCCCACAGUGCUGUGCGUGCUGUGUGAUACAACUGUUGAAUCAUCUUACUAACCUUCUUAGAGCUUUUCUGCUUCUUUGUGAGAAUUUUUUCGUAUGUAAAAUUUCCUUUGUGGCAAUUUACUAGGAAGUGUAUGGUGAUGUAUAAUCGUGAAACCUGGAUAUUUUGGCUCCCUACUAUUCUUGCAGCUAUAUGCAAAAAUACAAAGAGAAUCUUUGUA